UUAAUUAACGUAAAACGUGCGGAAUCGCUUGUGCUUGGUGGGCAAAAGGAAGGUCUCAUCUGAUCUCCCUCCCUCCCUCCUCCUCGUCGUCGUCUUCCUCCUGCCCAUCUUCGUUUGGAUUCCUUUCCGCUCCUGCUUGCUACAGUAAAAGAUGCGCGCCCCUUUCCCCCGGUAGGUGGACGAGAAACCAGAUGAUGAUGAUGGCCGCCGCCGCCGCCGCCGCCAAAUCUCCCCCGUCCCCCACCGCCUCUUCCCGCCCGCAGCCCCGCGCCGCCUUCCUCUCCCCCAGCCUCGCCCUCAGACCCCGCCGCGCCUCGCUGCUCGCCACGCCCGCCCCGGACGCCACGCCCGCACCGGACGCCGCCACCAACCCCUUCGCCGUGCUCCUCCAGGUGCCCCGCACGCUCUGGCGCCGCACCCUCCACCCCCUCGGGGACUACGGCUUCGGCACCCGCAGCGUCUGGGAGGGCGGCGUCGGCCUCUUCAUGGUCUCCGGGGCCGCGCUCCUCGCCCUCGCCCUCGCCUGGCUCAGGGGCUUCCAGCUCCGCUCCAGGUUCCGCAAGUACAACACCAUCUUUGAGUUCACGCAGGCAUGCGGGAUCUGCGUCGGCACGCCCGUCCGGAUACGAGGGGUCACCGUCGGAUCCGUCGUCCGCGUCGACUCAUCCCUCAGGAGCAUCGAUGCGUUCGUCGAGGUUGAGGAUGAUAAAAUCAUUAUACCACGUAAUUCAGUGGUUGAGGUGAACCAGUCUGGUCUUCUAAUGGAGACACUCAUUGAUAUCACACCAAAAGAUCCACUCCCUGCACCUUCACUAGGACCACUACACCCUGAUUGUACCAAAGAAGGUUUGAUUCUCUGUGACAAAGAGAGGAUGAAAGGACAACAAGGAGUGAGCUUAGAUGCAUUGGUUGGAAUAUUUACCCGUCUAGGAAGAGACAUGGAGCAAAUCGGUGUUACCAAAAGCUAUAAGUUGGCUGAAAAGGUUGCAUCUAUAAUGGAAGAAGCACAACCUCUUCUUACACGGAUUGAAGCCUUAGCAGAGGAAAUUCAGCCUAUGCUCUCUGAGGUUCGUGAUAGCGAUCUACUGAAGGAUGUAGAGACUAUAACUAAAGGCCUGGCUGAUGCGUCUGGUGACUUGAGAAGGCUCAAGUCAUCCAUGCUUACCGCAGAGAACACGGAUCUGAUUAAGCAGUCUAUUUUCACCCUUAUAUUUACCCUUAAGAACAUUGAGAGUAUCAGCUCGGACAUCUCUGGCUUCACGGGUGACGAGACGACACGGCGGGACAUCAAGCUUCUGAUCAAGUCUCUUAGCAGGCUGUUGUGAUUGGUUGUGGAUGAUGAUUGCUGGAAUUGAUGUUGGUAGAGUAGGGCGGCUGUCUGUCUUGUUGACACUGAGGUAGGAUGAGAAGGAAUAGCUAAUUAUUGUUCCGCAAGGUUUUGGUGGUUUUUUGUUGCAAGUUUUCCGAACAGUCUAAAUUCGAUCGGUCUUCCAACCGAGCAAAAGAAAAGGAGAGCAAGCAUGAGGGGUAAUUACUCCCUACUUGCCGAGCUCUGUUAUCUUCAGUCAUUCGUAUAAUGUAAUAGGCACAUCUUUUUUGGUAUUGACUCGGCUGAUGUUCCUUGUUGGCUGAGCAAGCGUGUAACAAGUGAAGUGCACAGAGUUGUUGCUA
Molecule: messenger RNA, 1671 nt
Organism: Panicum hallii
Lineage: Eukaryota; Viridiplantae; Streptophyta; Magnoliopsida; Poales; Poaceae
Product: protein TRIGALACTOSYLDIACYLGLYCEROL 2, chloroplastic
Exons: 6
Coding region: 192-1325 (377 amino acids)
Cellular component (GO): chloroplast inner membrane
Molecular function (GO): phospholipid binding; lipid carrier activity
Source: RefSeq, a predicted model, not a curated record